GCUCGCUGAGCCCACUUACAGCACUGCCAGCCGGACACUCAUUCACUCUGUAGGCUCUGCUCACAGUACUAAUGGUCAGUGAAAUAGAGAGACAGGCGGCCGGGGUCUCCACGAAUGCAGAAACAAACAAACAAGGAGCAAUGGACAGCACAGGACAGGCUACCACCCGUGAAACUGAUGAAAAUGCAGUAAAUAAAGUAACUGCUGAAGAUGAGCAAAGCUGUCAAGAUGUGUUUGAUGUGAAGAUUCAGUUGCCUGGAGGAGAUAUUGUUGACAUGCAGGUGUCUCCUAAAGAGCUGAUUCAAGAGAUUAUCCAGGUUUUGAUGGAACAUGAAGACUCUUGUCACCGAACUUGUUUCUCACUGCAGUUUGAAGGCAAUGUGCUGGACAACUUCUCAGAGCUAAGAACUGUGGAAGGCGUAAAAGAUGGCUCUGUUUUAAAAGUGGUAGAAGAGCCAUACACAAUCAGAGAAGCUCGGAUUCAUAUUCGUCAUUUCCGGGACCUGCUAAAAAGUUUAGAUCUAACUGAUGCUUACAAUGGUGUGGACUGCAGCUCUCUUUCAUUUCUGAACAACAUCUCAGAGGGUGAUAUUGGAGAUUCUCUCGCUCAUGAAAACAAUGGCAAGAAGAAAAAACGCUCUUCUACAGAACAAGGUCUGGAAGCUAUUGAUUGUUCUCCUCCAGAUUAUAUACUCCCAGGGAGUACGGAACGUCCAUUGCAACCACUCCAACCAUUCACAAUGGAUAGCAAGCCUCCUCAGUGCCUUAAAUCCUUGAUGAUGAGUGGAUGGAAUCCCCCACCUGGCAAUCGCAAAAUGCAUGGAGAUCUGAUGUACCUGAGUGUUAUAACAAUGGAAGAUCAUCAUAUCAACAUUACUGCAUCCAACCGUGGAUUUUACAUUAAUCAGUCGACAGCAGAGGUGUUCAACCCUAAACCUGCUUCUCCAAGCCACUUAUGUCACAGUAUUGUGGAGCUGUUAAACCAGGUCAGCCCAGCAUUCAAGAAAAACUUUGCAACUCUGCAAAAAAAGAGGGUGAAUCGUCAUCCACUGGAGCGAAUAGCAACACCCUAUCAGGUUUACAGCUGGGUGGCUCCCAGCAGCAACCACAAUAUUGACUGUGUCAGAGCAGAAGAUGCCUACAAUUCACGGCUGGGUUAUGAAGAACACAUUCCAGGACAGACUAGAGAUUGGAAUGAAGAAUUACAGACUACAAGAGAGCUCCCCCGGGAACUCCCAACAGACCAGCUCCUGCGGCAAAGAGCCAACUUUAAGAUCAACUCUGAUUUUGUUGGUGCAUCCACCAGAGGAGCUAUGGCCGUAAUUGAUGGUAAUGUUAUGGCAAUCAACCCUGGGGAAGAGACCAAGAUGCAGAUGUUUAUCUGGAAUAACAUAUUCUUCAGCUUUGGCUUUGAUGUGAGGGAUCACUACAAGGACCUCGGAGGAGAUUAUGCGGCCCAUGUAGCUGCCAGCCAUGACCUUAAAGGUGUUCAGGCCUACAGCGAUUUAGACAUUGAGGAACUGUAUGUUUUAGGAACCGUGGUUCUGGACUACAGAGGCUACCGUGUAACUGCUCAGUCAAUCAUACCAGGGAUUCUAGACCGUAAAGAAGACCAAAGUGUAGUUUAUGGAUCAAUUGAUUUUGGCAAAACAGUUUCAACCAGUUUAAAAUAUCUCACUUUACUCCAGAAAUCAAGUAAACCACUCAAAAUUAUGAGACACAUGGUACUGGAUGAGAAGGAUGAAGAAGUAAUGCUUUGCUCAUCUGUCGAGUGCAAGGGGAUUGUGGGAAAUGAUGGAAGGCAUUACAUUCUAGAUCUCCUACGAACCUUCCCUCCUGAUGUUAAUUUCCAUCCUCUGUAUGAAGGAGACACACCAAGGGAAUGCAGCCAUAGGUUUCCUAAGCCAUAUCGCCACCAGCUAUGCAGUUUACGCCCAGAACUGAUUGAAUUCUUUAUUCAACACAAAUAUGCACAGUUUAUGAAAAUUGUUAUGGACAAGACAAAGAGUGCAGGCUCGAAGGUAAAUGAAGAUGCCGCCAAUGAUGCUGAACAGCAGGGAGUGGAUGUUAUAAGAGAAGCAUGUCGAGAAGUCGGUUCCGUCUUGGAUUACGUUUUUGAUAUGCGUUUUAAUUCGGAUGUCUACUCAUCUGUUGUGCGAUUUCCGGAAUCCCAGUACCAAGCCAAUCAGUUGCAGAAACGCUUACUAGGUGAAGCCGCUUCAUUCACCCUGACUGUGCAAAUUCCUACUUUUAUAAAAAGCUGUUUGAAUCAUAUUAUUGUUCCCAUGGAUGGCAAAACACUCACGGAGGCUAUUCAUGCUCAUGGGAUUAAUGUCCGAUACCUAGGAACAAUUGCUGAGACGAUUGCUGAACUGGAAGAUCGACAGCCCUUGGAUUAUAUUUAUAGAAUUGUGAUCAUGGAGAUAGUUACACGUUCAACAAAACUCAUUUUACGCAACUACCUUCAGGGAGUCGAAAUGUCAGCCUUAUCAGCCGCUGUUAGUCACUUCCUGAAUUGCUUUUUGAGCUCAUAUCCUAACCCUGUGGCUCACCUACCUCCGGAUGAGCUACUGUCCCGGAAACGAAAGGGCAAGAGGAAGAUUCGUCCACUUGAGAAUGGAGACAGUACAGCAUGGACCACUAUGACUCCAGCAGAUCUCUGGAAACAAAUUGUUCAGAAGACCAAAGAGAGCUUUGAUUUCACUCUGCCAUGUGACUCUGUAGAUCAGCUUGUCGAGAACUUUAAUCUGCAGAAGGUGUCUCUUCUACGAGAAUUAUGUGUGAAAACUGGAAUACAGAUUUUGCUGCGUGAAUACAACUUUGAAAGUCGCCAUAAACCAGCUCUGACAGAGGAAGACAUUUUAAAUAUGUUUCCAGUUGUCAAACACAUAAAUAUCAAAGCCAAAGUUGCAAAUGAACUGCUCAGUAAAGCCCAAAUCACCAUCCAGCAAGGUGGUCUAAAAGAAGGCGUGGUCUUACUGAAUGAGGCACUGGUGCAGUUUAACAGUGUGUAUGGGGCUGUGCAUCCAGAGAUUGCAUUGUGCUUGCGUCUGCUUGCCAGAAUUAAGUUCAUACUGGGAGAUAUUGCUGAGGCUCUAGAUAACCAGCAAAAAGCUGUGAUAAUGAUAGAGAGGACUUUGGGAUAUGACAACUCCAACACUGUUCAGGAUUAUGUCCUCCUUUCCCUGUACUGCUUUGCCAGUGGACAGCUGCCAGUCGCUUUGAAACUAUUGUACCGUGCUCGCUACUUGAUGCUGUUAAUAGCAGGAGAAGAUCACCCGACCAUGGCUACAUUAGACAGCAAUAUUGGCAUAGUUCUUCAAGCUGUCCUCGAGUGUGACUUAUCAUUGAGAUUUCUUGAGAACGCUUUGGCCAUCAACAAGAAGUAUUAUGGAAGCAAAUCACUGGAUGUUGCCCUAAGCCAUCACUUGAUAGCCCUGGUUCACACAACUAAAGCAGAAUUCAGAACAGCAAUGCAACAUGAAAAAGAAACCUAUACAAUAUACAAAUUACUGCUUGGUGAUUCCCACGAACGUACAAAGGAGAGCUCCACAUUCCUGAAACAUGUCACACAACAAGCAGUAAAUCUACAGAGAACAAUGAAUGAGAUCUACAAGAAUGGAUCCCUUGCCUCGUUAUCUCAUGUCCAGAUUGUUCCCCCCGGGGUUGAUACAUUGUUGCAGCAUCUCAACCUUCUAAAUGGUAUCAUUCGAAUCAAUCUAAGUCUUCGUGAGGUAGAGGGCAAUACCAAUUCUGCAUUAGAACAGGAUCCUGCAUUGCAGGCUAUGGAGCAGUUGGAAGAUGCAGUUGAUGAACAGAUAGAGGAAACUAGUGAGGAGCAAACGAAAGGUGGUGCUGCUGCUGCUGAAGAAUAGAAAUGGCACAGAAGAGCACAGUUGAUAAUGAUCAGCAACAGUGGUCAUUUACCCAAUAUUUCAUAUGAGACUGUAUCUUAUCUCUUCAAUUGCAGGAACUCGCACUGUAUCACAAAACAUAUUUUCUCUGGACCUCUCUGAACUUAAAUUCUAUUUCGUCUUACCAGUCACUUUCCGCAGAGGUAAAUCAAGAGGGACAAUCGCAUACUGUGACUUCCAUAUGCCUUUCUGUGAAUAGGUGGCUUUUUUAAAACUUUGUGAUAGUUUUUUUUGUUUUGUUUUUAUAUAUGCAGUUAUGCUGAUUAACAUGACAUACCGGGUAUUCUGGAAUACCAUAUCUUUUAUGUAGAAUAAUUAGCAUGGUGAUCAGUUACGCAUUUUACAGUAAAUGUCCAUGAAUCUUGGACAAAGAUGAUGGUUACUUUGUAUGGCACUUGUCAUACUCGCACAGCUUAAAUAAUAGGAAUUUUGUACAUGUUGGAGGCAGGAUUGCAAACAAAGUUACAAAAUAAGUUUUUUUGAUCCUAUGCAUACAUGUAUAACUUAGGGGUCAUGAGCUA
Pelobates fuscus (common spadefoot toad) is the source of this 4435-nucleotide messenger RNA. RefSeq names its product clustered mitochondria protein homolog. Gene Ontology annotation, molecular function: protein binding; mRNA binding. Bases 72 to 3875 code for a protein of 1267 amino acids. Gene Ontology annotation, cellular component: cytoplasm. The transcript has 26 exons. Gene Ontology annotation, biological process: intracellular distribution of mitochondria. The record is from RefSeq and is a predicted model, not a curated record. NCBI's taxonomy places the organism in Eukaryota, Metazoa, Chordata, Amphibia, Anura, Pelobatidae.